Molecule: messenger RNA, 1275 nt
Organism: Penicillium paradoxum
Lineage: Eukaryota; Fungi; Ascomycota; Eurotiomycetes; Eurotiales; Aspergillaceae
Product: M20 family metallopeptidase
Exons: 1
Coding region: 1-1275 (424 amino acids)
Molecular function (GO): hydrolase activity
Source: RefSeq, a predicted model, not a curated record
AUGAAGUUCUCCUCAUACGUUGCGGCCGUGGCCAUUAUCGCCGGUGUCCAGGCUUCUCCGCACCCCGCACCUCAACAGCAACAGAUCCUGAAUGUGGUAUCUUCGCCCUCUCAGCCCAGCUACAGCCAAGCAGACUUGAACAAUGUAAUCAGCAAGUCACCUCUACUAUCACUGCACCGAGAUCUGGUCGAAAUCGAGUCAAUCUCCGGUAACGAGCACAAUGUCGGCCUCUUCGUCGCACAAUACCUGGAGGCCCGGAACUUCACCGUGGUAAAGCAGGAGGUACCCCCAGUGAAGGGCCAGAAACCUACCAAGCCCCGAUACAACAUCUACGCCUAUCCGAAAUCACACACACAACCUCCCUCCAUCCUCCUCACCAGCCACAUCGACACCGUCCCGCCCUUCAUCCCAUACUCCGUGCACCAGGCCCAAGCCGACGACUCCACCUCCAUUGACCGAGAGAACCUCAUCCUCGGUGGCCGCGGCUCCGUCGACGCUAAAGGCAGCGUGGCAGCGCAGAUCUUCGCAACCCUCGAAACGCUAGACGAGCAACCCGACGCCAAGCUCGGCCUCCUUUUCGUAGUCGGCGAGGAAAUCGGCGGCGACGGCAUGAAAGUCUUCUCCGGCUCAGCCCUCAACGACCAAAGCGCCUUCAACACCAUCAUCUUCGGCGAGCCCACCGAGGCAGCCCUCGUCGCUGGCCACAAGGGCAUGCUCGGCUUCAAGGUGCUCGCCCACGGCAGCGCCGCUCACUCGGGAUACCCAUGGCUCGGCAAGAGCGCAGUCUCAGCAAUCCUGCCUGCACUGUCGCGUCUCGAUGUGCUCGGUGAUAUCCCCGCCGAAGAAGGCGGUUUGCCCGCUUCCCCGAAAUACGGGCCGACGACGCUGAAUAUCGGUGUUAUUCGCGCCGGCGUCGCGACUAACGUCGUUCCCUCCGAGGCGUGGGCGGAUGUUGCUGUGCGAUUGGCGGCUGGUACGCCUGCUGAGGCGCGGGAGAUCAUUCAGCGUGCUGUUGAUGAGGUUGUUGGUGAUGCUGAUGCCGAGGUGGUUUUGGAUUUCAUUUCUCAUAAUGAGUCUUAUCCGCCCCAGGAUUUGGAUGUUGAUGUUGAUGGCUUUGAGGUUACCACUACCAACUAUGGCACUGAUGUGCCCAGUCUGGCUGUGAGAUCUGGUGUCAAGCGUUACCUGUAUGGACCUGGUAGUAUCUUUGUCGCUCAUGGCGAUAAUGAGGCCCUUAGCAUUCGCGAGAUCGAGGAGGCUGUGGUUGGAUUUUAA